AUGAAUAUCUCACGACUUUUGCGGUCUUACAAAAAAUCUCCAGGCGUGGUUUUCGGCACCGUGGUGAUCUUGGUGAUACUAGUUAUUGCAGUUGCCAAUAACUCCUUCUCGGAAAGCCACCUCGAUGCCCCUGUGCCAAUCUCGCAGAAGACACAGCCGGUCGAGGUCAAAGACACGGUGCCAUUCAUGCCUAAAAUGGCCAACGAAACGCUCAAAGCAGAGCUAGGAAACGCGUCCUGGAAGUUAUUCCACACCAUCCUGGCCAGAUAUCCAGAGACGCCAACGCCCGAGCAGAAACAGCAUCUCGCGGAUUAUAUUCGCUCGUUUGCCCUUGUGUACCCUUGUGGAGACUGUGCCCGCCACUUUGCUGUGUUCUUGGAAAAAUACCCUCCACAGCUGAGCUCGCGAAAAACCGCUGCGUUGUGGGGCUGCCACAUCCAUAACCAGGUAAAUUUGAGACUUCACAAGCAGGAAUACGACUGCUCCACCAUUCUAGAGGACUACGACUGCGGUUGCGGCCAGGACGAAGCCGAGGAGCUCCAGGAGAAGGACACUAAAGAGCAUCUUGCAAGUAUCAAGCUGGAGUCGAAGGAGCAGAUGGUGGGGGGUUGA
This is a messenger RNA of Ogataea parapolymorpha DL-1, 612 nucleotides long. RefSeq names its product Flavin-linked sulfhydryl oxidase localized to the endoplasmic reticulum lumen. Gene Ontology annotation, cellular component: mitochondrion. The transcript has a single exon. Bases 1 to 612 code for a protein of 203 amino acids. The record is from RefSeq and is a predicted model, not a curated record. Gene Ontology annotation, molecular function: flavin-dependent sulfhydryl oxidase activity; flavin adenine dinucleotide binding. NCBI's taxonomy places the organism in Eukaryota, Fungi, Ascomycota, Pichiomycetes, Pichiales, Pichiaceae.